UGUGUGUGUGUGUAUGUAUGUAUAUGUGUGUGUGUGUGUGUGUGUGUGUGUGUGUGUGUGUGUGUGUGUACACAUAUAUGACUCGAUGUCUCCAAUAAAAACAAUAGAGUCUGAAGAAGGGUCUCGACCCAAAACGUUGCCUAUUGCCUUCGCUCCAUAGAUGCUGCUGCACCCGCUGAGUUUCUCCAGCAUUUUUGUCUACCUUCGAUUUUCCAGCAUCUGCAGUUCCUUCUUAAACAAUAAACCUAAACCUUUUUUUUUUUUUGCAAUAAUAUUUAAUAAUUUAAUUCGGACUUUAGUUGUAAACGGCCUUUGAGAAGAAAGUUUGCAAGAGGUUCACUGUGAAUCAGCUGUGAAUCUUGACACAUGAGGAUCCAUUGCCCUUUUAAGUGCGGGACACUCCCUCCCACAGAUCAAACGCCACGAAACUGAAAGUACACUGAAUCAGGAAAUUGCGUUUGAUGGAGGAAAACGAGGCGGAUUAAAUGCCAGCCCGUUGUUUUUAGUUUGAUUUCACGAGUAGUUUUGUUCUGUGACUCAACAUGGCCCAAAGAGUCCUGCAGCAGAGAAUCGAGCUGGAGAGAGGUGUCAGGAGAUUUCGGGAGGUGUUCCAGGGCAAGGUCUCGCUGGAGCUGGCUGCCCUGCUGAUGAAACGAUAUCACAGCAACUUCUCACUCAUUACCAAGUACCUUAUCCUGAUGGUCACAGAUGAUGACACAGGGUUGGACGCUGAUGAUAGAAGAGAGAUUGAUAAUGAUCCAGUAGUCAAGGCAGUUAUUAAGAAGCUCCAAGAUGAAGAAAACGAGGCAAAGACCAAGCAAGUGGUGACAGAAUUGACGGAGAAGAAUCUGGAGUUGUUCAACCUGGCCAAUGAAAAGUUAGUCCCAUUCGAGGAGAGGCAGUUCUCCUGUAAUAUAUGUGACAUAUACUGGUGGCGAAGGGUGCCGGCAAGGAAACAGGUGUCCAGGUGUCGAAGGUGCAAGAACAAGUAUGAUCCAGUGCCGUACGACAGGAUGUGGGGCUACGCUGAGUUCCACUGCCAGGAGUGUGGCCAUGUCUUUGGGGGGUUUGGCCAGAUGGGUCUGCCUGCGCCGUGCUACAUCUGCUCCAGCCACGUCACCCCCCUGCGGAUCCUUCCGCCAAAGAAGAGCCUGGGCCCUCACAGCCCCAGGCCCCACAGCUGUUACGCCGAGGAUUGCUACAACCGCCGAGAGCCGCACAUCCCAGGCACCCACUGUGUCCACCCUCGUAGCCGACAGAAGAGGGGUCUGCCGAAGGUUCUGUAUCCCAGCCCGGGACAUGUGAGCACUGGAUCCACAGUGGCCACUUGCCUGAGUCAGGGCAGCCUGAUGGAGUGCCCCGUGGACGAGAUCAUCGCCGAGGACAUUCUGGAGGAGGAUGAGGAGGCCACGGAGGACGAGAUGCCCGCGGCGGACCUCCUCGACCAGUCGACCGAAGACGAGGAAGACUCGACGGAGAAGUCGGACAGCGUUAACAACGAUGACGCCAACGAGAGGCCCCGUGACAGAUUGUCCGAAUGAGGGCGCGAGGAACUGCAGAUGUUGGAACCUUGAGCAAAGCACAAAGUACCGGAGGAAUGAA
Leucoraja erinaceus (little skate) is the source of this 1602-nucleotide messenger RNA. RefSeq names its product shiftless antiviral inhibitor of ribosomal frameshifting protein homolog. Bases 543 to 1541 code for a protein of 332 amino acids. Gene Ontology annotation, biological process: viral translational frameshifting; innate immune response. Lineage: Eukaryota; Metazoa; Chordata; Chondrichthyes; Rajiformes; Rajidae. Gene Ontology annotation, molecular function: sequence-specific mRNA binding; ribosome binding. The transcript has 8 exons. The record is from RefSeq and is a predicted model, not a curated record.